Mugil cephalus (flathead mullet) is the source of this 1712-nucleotide messenger RNA. RefSeq names its product pseudouridylate synthase 3 (gene pus3). The coding region runs from base 148 to 1560 and encodes 470 amino acids. The record is from RefSeq and is a predicted model, not a curated record. Gene Ontology annotation, cellular component: cytoplasm; nucleus. Gene Ontology annotation, molecular function: pseudouridine synthase activity; RNA binding. The transcript is spliced from 7 exons. Gene Ontology annotation, biological process: mRNA pseudouridine synthesis; tRNA pseudouridine synthesis. NCBI's taxonomy places the organism in Eukaryota, Metazoa, Chordata, Actinopteri, Mugiliformes, Mugilidae.
AAACCCUUUACCGGAAACUCGUCCGUUCGCCAAAUCUGUCCGACUCCUACCACGGAGUUUAGCGGCAUGUGUGCACUAGUUGAAAUCCAGAAAACUGACUGGAAACCAGAGUUUUAGUGAUAAAACAGGAACGUAAAAUAACGCAACAUGUCAGCUGCUUUAAUCCAGCGAAUAAAGGAGCUGGAGUCAGAGCUGGAGAAGCUUAAAUCCCAGCUGAAGAAGAGCAGUGAAGAUGGAGGUGAAACCAGUCCACCUCCUAACGAAAACCUAAACACCAAGAGCGACGGAAACACCAGCAGGAAGGAGAGAAAGAAGGCAGGUAAAGACCGACCGUUUGACUUUACCGCGCACCCCUGGCGCCACGUGGCCCUGCGUCUGGCUUACCUGGGCUGGGCCUACCAGGGCUUUGCGGUUCAGGAGAACACGGACAACACCGUGGAGGCCAGGCUCUUCGAGGCUCUGCUGAAGACUCGGCUGAUUCAGGACCGCCAGAGCUCCAACUACCACCGCUGCGGUCGCACCGAUAAAGGAGUCAGCGCUUUCUCCCAAGUCAUAACCAUCGACUUGCGCUCCACCCAGUUUGGCGGAGGACUGGGCGUCGCGCUCCCUGAAAACGUUGACGUUAGUACCAAGUCAAAAGCUGCUGCUGAGCUUCCAUAUGUGAAGAUGUUGAACCGCGUCCUGCCUCAGGAUAUAAGGAUCCUAGACUGGGCUCCGGCAGCAGAAGGUUUCAGUGCGCGCUUCGACUGUCAGUCCCGCACGUACCGCUACUACUUCCCCCGAGGAUCCUUGGAUGUGACGUUGAUGGCGGAUGCUGCAAAAAGGUACGAGGGAACUCAUGACUUUCGCAACCUGUGCAAAAUGGACGUGGGCAACGGAGUCCUGCAGUUUGAACGGACCAUCUUGUCGGCCUCGGUCGAGCCUGUGCAGCCUCAGCACGACUCCAGCACGAACCAACAUGACCUCUUUAUAUUUGAGAUCAAGGGCUUAGCUUUUCUUUACCACCAGGUGCGCUGCAUGAUGGCAGUGCUUCUCUUGAUCGGGCAGAAGCUGGAAGCCCCGGAGAUAAUUAAUCAGCUCCUGGACGUCGAGAAGAACCCCAGGAAGCCCCAGUACAGCAUGGCAGUAGAUUAUCCUCUGGUGCUGUACGACUGCCACUUCGAAGGUUUGAGCUGGGAGCGGGAGACGGAGGAACUGAGCCACGUCCUGACUGCUCUGCAGCAACACUGGACUCAGAGCGCGGUCAAGGCCCACGUCCUCCACGGGAUGAUCCAGGGUCUGGAGGUCAGAGGUGGCGUGUCCUCCAGCCACUGCCUGCUCGUAGAGGGCAGCAGGCAGAGAAACUAUCGGCCUCUGCUGGAGCGUCCGUGCUGCGAGAGCCUGGAGUCCAGGAUAAAACAUUUUGUUAAAAGAGGCCGACUGGAGCGGGAGGAAGGGGAAAACGGAGGCGAAUUGGUCCACAGAGGGAAAAGGUCCAAACAUUCCCACAGCCCCUCGGCCGUUCUGCCUGUUUCUUCAGAUAUGGAAAAGCCAAGUGUAGAUCAGAAAGCAGAAGAUUAAUGUUUUUCCCAAUGGAAAAUGGACUUGUAAGGUUUAUUUUUACGGAUUAUUAUUUUUUUGUAUUUUAUGUGGAACAAUAAUGCAUUUCCAUUUUCAGUCAUGCUGCAUAUGUUGUGUUUUUCUUUAAAAUAAACCCAUUGGAGAACGUGUGU